Molecule: messenger RNA, 477 nt
Organism: Dibothriocephalus latus
Lineage: Eukaryota; Metazoa; Platyhelminthes; Cestoda; Diphyllobothriidea; Diphyllobothriidae
Source: the annotation of a GenBank genome assembly
AUGGCCGGCGAUGCAACUACAGCCCCGCGAACAGCCCUGGUCUUUCCUCGGAGAAUUCUUUUGGGUUGUACUGUUCUGGCCGGAGGACUCACUGAUGUAGUUUCAUGUACUGAUGCCUCGGUAGUUUUUUCUAUAGGCUUAACCUUGGCGGGGCGACCUCGAGUUGAACGCACAGGUUUCGGUGAGGCCUUGGUGAGUGGCGUUGAUACAGUUUUUGCAGGCGUUUUCUUUGCCACCCGACCUCGUCUACGUGAAGCUAGAGUCACACUACUAGAGGGACUUGGGUGUGAAGACAAUUUAGCUGGAGUCGACAACUCAGCAGUGGCUUUUACCGACCUCAACGCUGGUCUUUUUGGUGAUUUAGUGGUCUGGCGUGAUUUCGCUGCUCUUGUGGGGCGUCGAGAAGUGGUUCGUCUCUGGGAUCCUGACUUGGCUGGAGAACGGAGCCUUUUUAAAAGGGGCGAUUUUGGUGACUGA